Vigna radiata var. radiata (mung bean) is the source of this 501-nucleotide messenger RNA. RefSeq lists its product as uncharacterized. NCBI's taxonomy places the organism in Eukaryota, Viridiplantae, Streptophyta, Magnoliopsida, Fabales, Fabaceae. The transcript has a single exon. The record is from RefSeq and is a predicted model, not a curated record. The coding region runs from base 1 to 501 and encodes 166 amino acids.
AUGUCAAGAGGAGUUUCUACAAGAAGAAAACUAAACCAAUUCUGCAUGAACGUUGCUUUUGUGUCCAAAAUUGAACCCAAGAAAGUGGAAGAGGCAUUGAAUAAUGAGAAUUGGAUGUUGGCAAUGCAAGAGGAGCUAAAUCAGUUCACAAGGAACAACGUAUGGGAGCUUGUACCUAGAAAACCUGAUCUACAAGUUAUUGGUAAAAAGUGGGUUUUUCACAACAAAAUGGAUGAUUCAGGAGAAAUCAUAAAGAACAAGGAAAGGCUAGUUGCUAAAGGCUACUAUCAAGAAGAAGGAAUCGACUAUGAUGAGACAUAUGCUCCUAUAGCUAGAUUAGAAGCUAUCAGAAUACUUCUAGCUAUAGCAUCCAAAAUGAAAUUCAAAUUAUAUCAAAUGGAAGUGAAGAACGCCUUUCUAAAUGGAUUCAUCAAGGAAUUAGUCUAUGUUGAACAACCACCUUUGAAGAUUUUGAAUACCCUGAUCAUGUAUAUAAACUGA